Molecule: messenger RNA, 23113 nt
Organism: Pelobates cultripes (western spadefoot toad)
Lineage: Eukaryota; Metazoa; Chordata; Amphibia; Anura; Pelobatidae
Source: the annotation of a GenBank genome assembly
AUCCGUUUCAUGUCAGAUCUUUAUACAGGCUGGAUUCACCCCUCCAUGUUGCUACAAUGAAUGACUUACUUUGUCAGCCGGCUCCUGGUGUAUCUCUGUCCCCUCGCAGGCUCCCAGGCAGGUCCAAUGUACAGAGACCUUUGAGCUGCUGUCAAGGUUUGCUAUUUCCCAGAUAAGUCUGUCAGUCAGUGUGAGAGCUCUCUGUGCAUGCUGGGGUUGAGGAGAAGGCUGCUGAACAAGCUGGAUGAGGAAUGGAACAUUAAACAGCUCGAACUCUGCCUGUCAUCAAAUUACAAUGGACUACCUUAAAAACUGCAGUUACGUCACUGGGUUGAGAAACAAGAUGUAACCACGUGACCCACUGAAGCUUGUGUCAGCCAUGUUGGUUAAGGACGUGGAUGAAACCUAGUAGGUUUGGGACCAGUGGAUGUAAUAGCAAUGCCCACUAGCUGCGCAGCCUUUGGCUGCACCAACAACUCUAAGAGAGAUAGGCGAGUUACCUUCCAUAGGUAUGUAAUAACCAGAGUGCUUCCCGAUGUUCUAUCAGAUUACUAUAACUUGUCAGAAUGCUAUACCCGCGUCACUUCAAGGUAUACACAGCCUGUGUGAAUUGGGGAGUACACCAUCCACAACUCUUCUACAACUACCACUCUCAUCAUGCUGUGCCAGCUUGUAGGCUAUCAUGUUUGGAAUUGCAGUUCUACAAUAGGUUUGGCAUUUUGGGCAUACCUAGCUGUAUGCUUCUGGGUUUAUUCACUAAAAUAUACCAAAUUUAAAGUCAACCUAUCAUGACAGAUAUGUUAACAGUUUUCUAACCAUCUGUCUGUAGUCAUGUUAUACAAUUAAAGGGUUCCUUCAACCCAGUAGGUCAGAUUCAGUUUUGAGGGCGGCAAUGCCAAGAGGUGCUCCCCUUUUUAACACAAAAUAUAUUACUUUAAAUUUACCUGUAAUCCAGGAUCAAGUGUGCUGGAUUACAGGUAUUUGUAAUCCAGCACUAACUACCUCCUCUGUUUAAUGUUAGCAGGUAAUUUGCGUUUCUCUGGUUCACAGCGCAUUUGCCUACAAUCUGAGCCAGCUCCAGGAGGGAGUAUGGAAAAAAAUAAAUCAGUAUAAGUAUUGGAGGGAGGGCGAUGCCUGCGAGGGAGAAGAUUAUUAUGUCUCACAUCACGCAGAAUUGACAUUUGGUAGUUUAAAACAGAGAUUCGAGCUGCCAGUGUCGCGUGUGCCAGGGUUGUAAGUAGGCCGCAGCACAAAAGUGUAAAUAACACUGCCCUUAUAGACUCCUACCACGAUGACAAAUUCAAAUCACUGAAGUAGUCAUGGGAGUUGGAGUACCUUUAUAAUGUUAGGAAUACAAAUAAGUAUUACUAACUCUAUAGUGCCCUAGUAACCUUUUUUUGACCUGUCCAGUGUUGCCAGGGUUAAAAACUUUCCACCAAUAGGAACAGUCCUUCUCUCAUAUCCUCUCCUGUAUCCUCCUCCUCUUCCUCUUUCUUGAUGUUGCCGAAGCUACAAUGUCCUCAACAGCGACAAACUAUAAACUCAUCGUAAAAACGAAACAGAACAAAAGAAACUUCCGGAGCAAAUCGUCUUGAACUGCGCGAUCCGGCAUCCUCAACGAUGUGUAUCUGGAGGACCAAUCAGGCUGAAAAGGACACGAAAACAAUGGUAAAACGUGUCCUUGCCAACUAUUUUUGUUUUAUCACCCAUUACAAAAAAUUGAGUUAGUCAUGUAAUCCUGUACAUAUCAACCUACAAUCGUCACUCGUCCUUCAUAUUAAUUGAAAACCCAACUGAGUCAAUGAUCACUCCUACCAAUACCUUAUCUAUUACAUACCUGGGCCGGGAUACCCAUUUCCAAGUGCUUCUGAUCCGGGUGGGCUAAUACUCGCCUCCGUGUCCUUUAUAAAAUCAUGACUUUACGUCAUGUUAUUAGUAAAAUCUGUUAAUUUUAUUAAAGGACACGGAGGCUCAUAUUAGGCUAGUUUAAAGCUGAGAGAUAACUACUCUGGACACGUGGUCUGUGGGUCGAAAGUAAUAUUCCUUAAACGUCGACUGAGGCGACCAAUCUGCUGUUCUCAAGAGAUCCUCCAAUCUACAGCCCGAACUGAAAACUUUGGACGCCAUAGCAUCCCUGGUAGAGUGUGCUCCAUAGACAGUAGUAUCUAUAUGCGCCAUCGCCAUUACCCAUUUAACCCACCGGGUUAGAGUCACCGUGGAUACUGGAUGAUGAGGUCGUUUGAUAGCCAAAAACAAUUCCGGGUGCAUCGGAUUCCUGAAUCCCAAGGUUCGUUUCUCGUAUUCCCGUAGGCAGUUUACUGGACAAAGUUUGAUGUUAUGUGGGAACGAGGGAUAUGAAACUGAAGUAAUUGCCGACUUAGUACGCCUGGAAAUGUUGAAGGAGACUCCCGUUGGGGUAAAGGAGCGCGCCGUAACAUCCAGUGCUCUAACAUCAGACACCCUCUUGCAGGAAAUCAGGCACAAAAGCAUGGUCAAUUUCGCUGACAGUUGCUUAAGCGAGAGUGCAUCAUUGCGUGGCCAAGAUUCCAACAAUUGUAGGACUGAAUUGACGUCCCAUAAUGCCGUGUACCUGGGUUGCGGGGGACGAGCAAACCGAAUUCCCCGUAGGAGACGACAUACCGGCAGUUGUUGCCCCAUCGGGCUUCCAUCUAUCCCUCUAUGUCCUGCGGAAAUCGCCGAUCUAUAAACAUUAAUGGUUCGGUAUGCUAAACCUUGGGUGUACAGAUUGGUAAGGAAACGUAACAAAGGAGCUAUAGGAGCACAUACGGGAUCCACUCGUUGUUCCAUGCACCAAUGACUCCAUCCGUUCCAGGCAUGGAGGUAGGACCGUCUAGUUCCAGGCGCCCAAGCUCCUGCCAGUAACUCGAUAGUUUCUCGUGGAACAUCUCGUGGCACAACCCAGGGUCCCCUGAAAGGAGCCACGCUACGAGCUUGAGCUGCCCUUGAGCCAGCAGGGGGUGUGGAUUGCCCUCCGGGUCCGAUAAAAGGAAUAAGACAUCCGGGAGUAAUCGCGGGAGGUCCACUGACAUCUCCAUGAGUGUUGGAAACCACGGUUGAGGACCGGGGGUUACGAGGACCAGGGAUGCCUGAGUCCGUCUGAGAUGCACCAGUGUCCGAGCUAUGAGGGAGAACGGAAAGGCGUACAUUCGGCCGUCCGGCCAGUGUUGGAGGAAAGCAUGCGCCGCCAGUGCGUCCGGAUCUGGUCUCCAGCUGAAGAACGUUGGUAAUUGGGAGUUCAACCGAGAUGCGAACAAAUCAAUCUGCAUUGGGCCCCAGAGUGUCUGAAGUCGUAAGAACACAUUGCGGUUCAGCCUCCAGUCGCUGGCGUCGUGCAGAUGUCUUGAAUGCCAGUCCGCUACGACGUUGGACAAACCCGGGAUGUAUUCCGCUUGUAUGGAAAUAUUGCGAUCCAGGCAGUAUUACCAGAACUCCUUGGCCAGGUCUGUCAAAAUCUCUGAUUUCGUGCCACCCAGGUGGUUGAUGUACCGGACCGCUGAAAUGUUAUCCAUGCGCAGGAUUAUUGGAGCAAUUUGUUGCGCCCCCAAAAAGGCUCUUCAGGGCGAACGACCCCGCUAUCAUCUCCAAGCCGUUGAUGUGUAGGCUUUUCUCUGCACACGACCAUAUUCCUCCGGUGGAGAUAGGCCCGCAACGCGCUCCCCAACCGUGAGUGCUCGCAUCGGACUCGAGGAUGAAAUCCGGGGCCGGCCCAAAAAUUGCCGUUCCAUGCCUCCAUAUGACGUAGCCACCAUGUGAGUUCUUGCUUGGCUGCGUAAUCGAGUGGCACCGAGUCUGAGUACGAGUGCCCUGAGCGCAGCUGUGUAGCGUUCAGUCGCUGUAGGGCCCUUUAAUGGAGUGGACCCGGGAAAAUUGCCUGAAUGGAGGCCGAUAGGAGUCCGAUAAUCCUGGCCAACUGUCGUAGUGUCAACACCGGUCUUGUGAGUGUCCUGCGGAUCUCCUUUUUUAUACGUUUGACCUUGUCCGUUGGUAGGCUGAGUGUUCCGGCGACUGCGUUGAUACGGAAACCCAAGAAUUCUAUGGUUUGGGACGGUGUCAGUACUGAUUUCUCCCAAUUGAUGAGAAAUCCCAAGUUUUGGAGCAACGUCAGUGCCCAUGUCAGGUGUUCCCGGAGUUGGGAGAUCUCUUGUGCCAUGAUCAGCAUAUCGUCCAGAUAGAUGAUCAUCCGUAUACCUCUGCUGUGGAGCAAUGCGACCACCGGCUUCAGUAAUUUUAUGAAGCACCAAGGGGCCGAUGAAAGACCAAAGGGGAGACAUCGGAAUCUCCACGUCACUCUUUCCCAUUGGAAUCCAAUCCCCUAGUCUGAGUAGGUCUCGAAGGCAAUGGAUACCCUCCAUCUUGAAAUGGUGGUACCGUACAAAUGCGUUUAGUGGGCGUAGGUUGAUGACUGGGCGUACUCCGCCGCCUUUUGGGAUACCAAAAACAGGUUGCUCGUGAACUCGGGGAAGGGUGACGGGACCCGAUAUAUGGCGCCUUUUUCCUGUAAGGCGGUAAUCUCCUUAUCCAUUAAACCUUUGUCUCGUUUUGAAAAUGCUAUUGGAUGUGGCCUGCCUGCCUGGACAGGGGGUUGUACAAACUCUAUGUGAUACCCUGUGACAGUAUUGAGAACUCAUGCGUCCGUCGUCAGGCGCUGCCAGUUCCACAGAAAGUGGGACAGUCUGCCCCCCACAGUCGGUAUACCCGGGGAGGGGGGAGUUAGCACACUCACCAUAAGGACAUCGGCCGUACGAAUUGCCACUGGGUCCUUGCGGCUGCCAUGGACUGGCUCUGACUGGGAAGAAGGGUGAGGGUGCUCUAUUCUCCAGUGGCUGGGUUCGAGCCGUGGCGGGACCGCGGGAGGAGCGGCCGGGCAGACGGCCCCGCCAAAAACUCUGGGGGAGAACACUCGUUUUAAGUUCGUCUGUGCCUUGUCAAGGGCCGUAAAGGUACUCACGUAUGUGCCCAAUUCCUUAACAAAACUGUCUCCGAACAGGAGGCCCUUGGCUUGCAGUCCCGGUUCAGAGAGGGCCAUGUUAACUAGUUUGGGCUCGAUUUUCAUCAGAGUAGUCUUGCGCCUCUCAGUGGCUAGCGCAGCAUUCGCGUUACCGAUGAGGCAGAUGGAUCUCUGGGCCCAGCCCCUAAUGGCCAGUAUGUCAAGAGGCGUCCCUUCAUUUAAUGCCUCCUCGACCAGUUCAAAUAUCUUGGCACUAGGGCCUAGUGUAUCCAGCACAUUAUCCUGGCACUGCCACAGGGAGUAAUCAAGACCCUUCUUGGCUUUCCAGCCCAAUUUUCCCAGGAACUGCGCUAUUUUGGGGUCUAUGUCUGGCGUGACGCAGGCCCUGUCGGGCGCGGGCACUCCGCCCGCAAUUUUUGUCUGGCAGUUUUAACUAGGGGUUUACGUAUUCUGGCCGCUAUGUACCGUGCCACAUGGUCAGUCGGGUACCACUCCGCCGACCUAGGGUUCUGCAGAGUAUCAGGGUCGAACAGAGGUUCACCCUGUGGGCCCAGUAUGGCGGAAUCAUCCGCAGUAUCAUGCAAAGGGUUAGGCGGGUUGCGUGAUGGGCUACGGUCAGGGGAGGACACCUCCCAAUCAUUGUAUUCAACUUCAUUGGACUCGCUCAAAACCUCCUCCGUAUCCGAACCAGAGUCGGAAGCGUCAGUUUGGGCUUUUGCCCACUUCCAUGUCCUCGCCGCUUUUGCCCGGCGGGUGGCUCGUUUUCGUGGGAGCCCCACGACCUCAGGUGUGACAGGACGUACCCUGUCCGUCAGUUCAGUUUUGGAGGUGUGCUUUCCCAUUUAGUGAGUUUUUCUCACAGCCUUACGGCCCUCCUUCUGUACAGGGCCCUCGUCUGUGACCCUGCCUAGGGGUUCCUUAGGGUUGGCUGCCUUAAUAGCAGUUGAAAUAGAGUGGGAUAUGUUGUCAGACAUAACCCCCAUUGCGGUAUAGAUAGCCUGGGUAACUGAUUUAGACAUGGUGGCAUCCAGGAGCGAGUGGAACUCCUCUGAGUCCAAAUGCUCCAGGGGGGUCACCACGUCCCCUUGCAGGGUGGGGGGUGCAGACACCAAGGACCUGCUGGCGUCCCCCUUACCACUUGGGCCAGGGGCAGAGUAUUCAGUAGGGGUCUGCAUCUUGGGCCAAAAAGUGAGUGAGGCAACACUAGCACUAGGGCAACUAUAUUUACUGUGACACUGGAGUGUGCAGGCUGGGCAAGAGGCUAAGACAAGGCAACAGACAAAAAAGCACAGUAACAAAACAGCAGCUUGUACUGUCAGCUUACCGAGUGUUCCCCCAGGAAUGGCCUCUGGGGACACUGGCAGGCUGACAGUACAAGCUGCUGUUUUGUUACUGUGCUUUUUUGUCUGUUGCCUACUUGGCCAAUCAGCUCACGACCUGCCAGUGGGCUGUGAGCUGAGCAGGGAAAAAGAGCGGCAAAAUUUCAUUACCGCCCCUUUAAGACGGCCGUGUGCGGUAUUGUGGCUGGGGGAAGCCCCUGAGAAGAACCGGGCUCUUCCCAGGGGGUUCCCCACACUGUGCGACCGGGAGGAGAGGGUAAUAGACUACCCGGCGGUCUGCACGGAGCCGGAAUCCCGCCGGGGGGGGAGAGGGGUGCGGGGCACCUGCAGGGAACGCGGGCACAACAGGUUACACACAGAGGGAAAUCCCUCAAGGCUAACCAGCAGCAAGUGCAGUGGAAACAAAUACCAGCAAGAAUAACCAGUGAACAUAUAAAACAUACACAAAAUGGAGUCAGAGAAAAACAGUGAUACUUAGCUGAGGCAGCAGCAAAGAAAGAGGAAGAGGAGGAGGAUACAGGAGAGGAUAUGAGAGAAGGACUGUUCCUAUUGGUGGAAAGUUGGUGAUGUAAGGUUAACCCUGUGAGGGUAGUUAUGCAUGUUUGUUUUUUUCUAUACAAAUAAACACCUUAGCUUUUCUUUGCUGCUGAGGAAAUAAAAGAAAGAGAGAAGCCUAAUAUGAGCCUCUGUGUCCUUUAAUAAAAUCAGUGUUUCUGUAGGAAAGCAUUGGGAGGCAAGCUUGCAUGUACAGCCAAACGCCACCCUGCACCAAUCAUAUGGUCAUACAAUCUGACUAAAACCAGAAGUGCUUCUAGUAGACCUGUAGUGUUAAAAGCACCAAUUAGGCAGCUUCUUCCCCACCUUAGAAGGUGUUAAAACAUACUUAUUACCAGCACUGCGUGGGUCCACUGGCGUUGGCUCCUCCCUCGAUCCGCCUCUGAAUUUACUGGGAAACAUUGGAUUGGCUGAAAUCGGCAAGGAGGCGGGGCCAAACAUGGUUCUGGCCAGUCAGCACCUCCUCAUAGAGAUGCAGAGCGUGGAGACUGUGCCCAGGGAGCACCUACAGUGGCGAUCUGAGGAGUGGCCACAGGAGAUAUCAAUAGGGGGCACUGUGAACACUGCAUUCAGUGUUUACAUGAAAAUGCCUGAAGGGAAUGAUUAUACCCACCAGAACAACUACAUUAAGCUGUAGUUGUUCUUGUUACUAUAAUGUCUCUUUUAAGUUGUUGUUUUUUUUCUUUCCUUUUUUCUAUAUCUAUUAAAACACUCAUAUUUUAAUUUAUUUCCAUAACCCGUCUACUGCUGAGCAUCAAUCAUGUUGUUACACUUGCUGCAAGACACACCUCUCCUGCAUACCCCUGUUUAGGAAGCAAAUGCUUGCUUCCCAUAACAAAUGGAGAGUCCCCAAUUCUUAAUGUUGGCUUUGUGAAAAUAAAAUGUUUGUGUUCUCUCUCUCCAUUUUCAGAUUGUCUGUUUAAAGCUGCUGCAGUAAGCCAUUAUGGAUGUUUCUCUACUUUCUCUGUACUGCUACUUUUGUUUUCAAACCUCUGAUUUUAGAGAGUUUUAGGCAUUUGCUAGCAAUUUUGCAAGAACAAUGUACAGAUGAUAACCAAUUCUCUAUCAUUCUCUAUCAUUAAAGAUUAAGUUGUAGUUGUCAUUAAGUUAAAGGGACUAAAGUGCUUUGUGUUCUCUCCUUUCUUUUGAAGAGCUCAGUAUCUCCACUUAGAUCUCCUAGCAGCUGGAAGAAGCUCUUUUUAGUGAAUAUAAUUCCUCCACCCCCAUUAACUAGGCGACACAUAGUUUCUGGAGUACAACUGAUUUUUAGUGGGAAGGCACAGUCCUUUAUACACGGACCCCCAGCAUGGGGUCCCUAUUCAUGCCAGCGUAAGCCUGCCCUAGUGCCUCUGAGUCUGGGAGAUAAUUGAGUUAGGCCUCACUUAAGCUAAUUAUCUCCCUGAUACAGAGGACACAACAUAAAAAUACCUCAAAAUCACAUGAAAACAGGACACUAACACAUCAUAUAUCCCCAGAUAGCUGUGAUCCGAGCACCCAGGUUGGCAAAAUAGCGCCCGAUCCAUAGAGAAUAGACAGAUCGCCACUGGGGUCAAUUAUCAGGAGCUCCUGCAGACAAACAAAGGGUGGCUCCCCCUGACUCUCAGGGAGCGAUUGGUCCUCUCAGUCCAUAGUACUUCCUAAGUUGGAAAUAAGAGGUAGUGUGGCCGAGCUGUGGGUUCCACGUGUUUGGUACUAGAUCCUGCAAGGGACCUUGUGGCUCUCUGAAACUAAAUGCCUGCCGGGGCGGAGGUGCUCUCAAGUGUUCAGCAUGGAGGGGAGAAGGUACAGAGCCAGGAGUAGUGAAAUAGUUUGUUCACGAACAAAUGAGGGGGAAAUAAUAUACAGUUUUCCACAGCAAUUAUAUGAAUUAACCUUGUUACACCUCCUGGCUGGCAAUAAGGGUCCUGUUACUUCCUGUUUGGUUAGCUAGGUGGAGCUAAACUCAACAAGUAGCAAUUACACAGACCACCUGCCUUGUAAAGAUUGUGCAGCAUUGGGAAGUCUGUGAUUGGACAGUCACAUAAAGUCUGGGCGGGGUUAGGAUUUUCAAAGGCUGCAGUAAAGAGACCUGAAACUUUUGCGAGCUGAUUUAGAAAAAUCCCCAAUCAAAAAUGCCUAAUUGAAUGCAUGCAUGUUUUCAUUGGGUUAUAUUUAUUAAAAAGUAUUUUUGGGCAGUGUAGUGGCCCUUUUGAAAAUUUUAGGAAAACAGCUUGGCUAUUUUAAUUUGGCUUUCAGUUCACUACAAUUAGCUAUUUAAGUUAGUGUAGUACAUUAUAAUAUAUCUCUAUAUAUCUCUAUAUAUGGCAUCAUCUUUAGAUGACUGCCAAUUCUUAUUAGGUACUGAUGAUUAGUUUUUUUUGGGGGGAGGGGUGUUUUCUAUUUUAGAAUGGCACUGUUUAUAGCUGCAGGCGCAUGUGUGUCCCAAAAUCACUUCACACUAGUGUGGUAGUGCUGGGAGGUUAUGCGUUCAUAUCACUUGUGGGAGCUCAAAUGAAGCCAGCACCUUGGCCUAGCAUUGUCCCACUAGAGACCAGGGAAGCUUACUGCACCUAGAAGGUAGGCAAACAGGAGUAUGGAUAAACAACAUGGCUGCUGACUCCUUUGAUCACCAAAUCCCGUUACCCUUCCAUUCCCAAUAAGUAACGCAACACCAUGUUAAAUGGGUACGGGCAACAGCCACAGCUUUAUUUAAACCAGCCCAACCAAAUACUGUCAGCUGCUGGUUUUAUCAACAGUCGACAUGUACACUUUAAACUUCUUCCAGAGCUUCUUCAGCCUGUCCUUCGUCAUCAACAAAAUACAGGCUGCGACUCCCCAAGCCCGUCCGGGCAUUAUUAAUUUACCAAAACAAAGAAAACACAAAACAACAAUUCCAGAACAGAACAAUUAGGGAGUGUGGGUGGGAAAAGACACUGCCAGGCUCCCUCAGCAUUGUUCACCAGUAGUCUGGUAAUUUUUCCCAUAAUUCCCUGCUUUCAACUGUAAAACCAAAUGUAUCCUUUUGGUUGCUAUGCCAACCCUUCAGGGCAACAGUCAUGCUCCCCCCUCCCUAUUCGCUUCGGGGGUUGGCCUUGACUGCCGACUUCUUCGAUCAACAGAUCCCAAUAAGUAAGGCAACACCAUGUUAAAUGUGUAAGGGUAACGGGCACAGCUUUAUUUAAACCAGCACAACCAAAUACUGUCAGCUGCUGGUUUUACCCAGCAGACAGGUGCACUUCAAACUUCUUCCAGAGCCUCUUCAGCCUGUCCUUCAUCAUCCAAAUUCGGGCUGCGACUCCCCAAGCCCGUUCGGGCAUUAUUAAUUUACCAAACUUGCUGGCGCAGGAAAAACGGUACCCUAGACCCCCACCUCUACAAUGGGAGAAGGGGAUGCACCUUUUCAAUUAUUGAUUGUAAGUAGGGAUCGACCGAUUAUCGGCCGUUAUUCUGUAUUUUCGGCAAUAUCGGUAUCGGCCAAUAUAGAUACCGAUAUUGCCAAUAAUACAUACCAGGACCACAGGGCCCAUUACAAGCCCGGAGGUCCUGGAGGGCCUGCAGCAAAUGCUUACUUACCUUUUCAGCAGCUCCCCUCAGCUCCCCUGUCUAAAUCUCGCGAGUCCCACGGGUUACCAUGGCAACACUCCGCGUGGCAUGCAGACCACGAGAUUUACACAGGGAGCUGCUGGUAGGUAAGUAACAGCUUGCUGCGGGCCCUCCCAAUGCUCAGUACAUGCCACUGGACCACCAGGGAAUGCCAUAGCCCCCCUCCCUGGCCAGGUAACAAGCAGGGAGGGGGGACAAAAAAAUAAAUAAAACAUGUAAAUAUUAAAAAUAAAAUUAAAAUUUUACUCAAAUUACAUUUUACAAAAAUUACAUCCCUUCAGAAACACACACACUCUACACAAACACACACUCUGCAUUAUACACACACUGCACAAACACACACACACUGCAUUAUACACACACUACACAAACAUUGCAUUAUACACACACAACACAAACACACACACACUCUGCAUUCAUUAUAUACAAACACACUGCAUUCACUAUACACACACUGCAUUCAUUAUACACACACUAUACGCACACUACACACACACUGCAUUCACUUUACUCACACUACACACACACUGCAUUCACUUUACACACACUACAUUCACUAUACAAACACACACACACUCUGCAUUCACUAUAUAUACACACUACACAAACACACCCUGCAUUCAUUACAUACACACUGCAUCCACCAGACAAACACAUACAGCUCUCCUGUCUAAACACACUGCAUCCACUACAUGUGGCAUGUAUAUUUUGUGCAUUUACCUUAAGAAAUAGUUUAUUUUUUCAAAAUGGUAAAUGUGCCGAAUAUCGGCAAGUUAUCGGCUAUCGGCCCGAAAGUUCACAGAUUAUCGGCAUCGGCUCUAAAAAAAAAUCAAUAUAUCGGUGGUCCCUAAUUGUAACCCCAUAUUAAAUUUAUCCAAACCGAUAUGAGUAAGAUGUACCAAAUCAGUACACAUAACAUUCUGGUUAUCUCCUUCUAGUUUAACAUGACGAAUCACCAAUCCAUCCAAGCAUUGUACGAAUCAUGAUAUUUUCAUGUAGAAGCAACAUCUACCUCGCUAUACCCCUUUGGUGUUGUGCGCUCUUGACCCAGGUAAUUACCACCAGUGUGGAUCAGCAGAAUCAGCAGUAUAACUGGUUCCAUCACAUCCCGCCGAAGUGACCAGCUGCUCAAUAAAUAAAAAAAUGCCCAACAAUCCAAACAUAUAGAGAAUAACUAGAAAUAAACCAAACAUUAACAAUAUCCAGGCACCUAUAAAAGGUGCGGACGAACAUAUAAUCAAAACCUGCCCAAUUCCCACUGACCCAAAAGCAGAGUGUGAAUUAACCUUGUUACACCUCCUGGCUGGCAAUAAGGGUCCUGUCUGGAAGACCUAACAUGCUUGCCUGCAUAGUCGGACCGAUGUGGAAUGAAUGAGUUAAGUAACCACUAUCAACCACUCCUAACAAGCGCAACACCGACAUAAACACUCUAGUGAACGGAUAGGAACCGGCCCAUAUGCAUGCAACAAAAAGGAACCCGAAGCACUGGCACAAAUCUCCAAAUAAUAGUGGCUCCAAUCCUUAUAACUCUACCACUACCCAUUUGGUCAGUAUUAUAUUACCAAAUCAAAAAUUCCACUUCAUUAUAACACUAAAGAACAUCCUUCCUAAAAAGGGGUGACUGAGUUCUAGAACUUGGAGCCACCAAUCUGCCAACUCAUCGAGCUGCCUAAAAACACACUGAAAAGGCCACCUGGAACAGGAUUGCCUCAAAUGGGUACAAGUAAAUAGCAGGCAGGAUCCCACCUAUGUAUACCAGCAAGUGCACAAAUACAGGAUGCCUAACGACCGCCUACAGUUUACGUCUCCAACAGUGCAAUACCCAUUGAUCCACAAAUGCUUUAGUCACAUCUUCCCAUCCCAUAAAGGGCAAAAUUGAAAGGUCUGAUAUAUCCUGUUCCACUGACACAUAUGUCCCACAAUGCUGCAAGUAGGAAAUAAAGGCUAAAGUGGAUAAGAACCUACUUUCUAAAGAACAACCAAAUACUCCUACCACACAAAUCUAUUGAUCCCACACUUUCAGGUAUGCUGCCCAAGACGUGGGAGCCAGGGACCUCCCAAUCAAGCCAGUCAAGUUCUGAAGCUGAGGUUCCAGAAGCAUUCAGGGCACUCCACAAGCCUGUGCCUCUGGAGUCACCUCCCAAAUUUGAUCCUACUGGAAGAGAGAAAGAGAGUCGGCAAUUACAUUAGACACAUGCACCAGAACCAAAUAUUAAACUCCAAGCAAUGCAGAAUCACCCGUCGCAAUAAGGCCAAUACCGAAAGAGAACCCCAAAAUAAGUGGUUCAUGACAUGAACUGCACUCAGGUUAUCUGUACCCAGAGUUUGACCAGAAAUAGUACCAAUCGGAAAUAGUACCAAAAAGGAAUCUGACCACGCCAGUAGCCCGCACAUCACAGCCCUCAGGAAAAGACACCAAGUUAACCUAGCCGAAGCCUCUGUUAACAGCUCAAUUGGCCAGGUUAGACACUGUAACUAUGCCAAAAUGUCUGACCAUCAUAACAGGAAGGAACAAAAACUCCAAACUCCCAAAAUGCGAGUAAAACUAAAAGGUAGAUGAAUACCAACCGUAGCCAAGAAAACAUACUCCAAAUCCUUCCUGUAAAUUUCUUCAGAAACCAGCGACUGAAUAACAUACUAAUCUCAAAUGACAUCCGAAGUUCAUUGCCAAAUUGCGUCUGAAUGCAAUUCGCAAACUUCUCCCAAAUUUGAUCUGGCACCAUUGACUGACAUAGGGGCCUGUGAUGUCUGUGUAGGGGUGCAUACGGACAUCACAUACGCGCCCUUGGGGGAUAUUCAAGCAUCACUCUGUCUCUCCUGGCAUGUGGCUGCAUGCUCUGAUGUGACAUCCUGCCCAGCCAGAAGAAACAUAGAAUGUGACAGCAGAUAAGAACCAUUUGGCCCAUUUAGUCUGCCCAAUUUUCUAAAUACUUUCAUUAGUCCCUGGCCUUAUUUUACAGCUAGGAUAACCUUCUGUCUAUCCCACGCAUGCAUAAACUCCUUCACUGUGUUAACCUCCAGCACUUCAGCCGGAAGGCUAUUCCAUGCAUCCACUACCCUCUCAGUAAAGUAAUACUUCCUGAUAUUAUUUUUAAACCUUUGCUCUUCUAAUUUAAGACUGUCCUCUUGCUGUGGUAGUUUUUCUUCUUUUAAAUAUAGUCUCCUCCUGUACUGUGUUGAUUCCCUUUAUGUAUUUAAAUGUUUCUAUCAUAUCCCCCCGUCUCGUCUUUCCUCCAAGCUAUACAUGUUAAGAUCCUUUAACCUUUCCUUGUAGCUUCUAUGCUGCAAUCCAUGACCCAGUUUAGUAGCCCGUCUCUGAAUUCUCUCUAAAGUAUCAAUAUCCUACUGGAGAUACGGUCUCCAGUACUGCGUACAAUAGUCCAAGUGAGGUCUCACCAGUUUCUGUACAAUGGCAUGAGCACUUCCCUCUUUCUACUGCUAAUACUUCUCCCUAUAGAACCAAGCAUUCUGCUAGCAUUUCCUGCUGCUCUAUUACAUUGUCUACAUAGAGAAAUAAAUGACCUACAAAAUAAAAUCAGAAAGGACCACAAAUGGUGCAGACCAAAAAACACCAGAUAAUAGCUAGUGUAAAAAUGCACUCACAAACAUAAAUUAAAGCAGGCAGAAUAUAAAAAUAUCGGCAGAACAGAAAUCUGUUGUGAAGACAAUCAGUAGAACACAGGAAAAGACAGUGUUCUUUCACCCUACGCAUUUUGUCUAUAAACAGACUUCCUCAGGGGUAUUCAGCGUGUGUCUGACAAUUCUACCAAGUCUUCAUGUAAGUUCAAAUCCACUCGAAAGUCUCUUCACAAAGUCAAUUCUCCAAGUCCAUAUAUUAGAAGAUUGGCUAUUAUAAGAAUUUAAAAUAUUCACAUCAGAUUUUAUUAAUACCUGUUUCAUUUAUGUUACAUUUUCUUAUUUAUGGACUUUUUGAAGAGACUUUCGAGUGGAUUAAACUUACAUGAAGAUGGAGCGCAUAUGCUUUCCACUGUAGAAUAAAAAGAAGUCUGCCACCUUGGAUGUGUGGAUUUGAUGGACGUUUUGAAAACAGAAGGAUUCACAAUGAGGCAUGCCCUCCAAAUGAGGAUUAUCGACAUCAGGUGGACCAGCAAUUUUGGAGAAGCAAACCAGGAUGUUUAAACCCAGGACUUGGUAGAAUUGUCAGACACACGCUGAAGACCCCUGAGAAAAUUUGUGGUCCUUUCUGAUUUUAUUUUGUAGGUUGUUUCUCUAUGUAUAUUCAGAAGAGCUGAGGAAUCUUCUAAACAUCUACUAUUUUAUAGGGUAAAUAUUUUCAUAAUUACUCCCUUUUUAACCUCUCGAGUUUUAUAUUGUAUGAGGGUUUUUUACGUAUUUUGCUAUUACAUUGUCUGCCUACCUCUAAGUAAUCAGAAAUAAUUACCCCUAAAUCCCUUUCCUCAGAAGUUGAGGUUAGAACUCUGUCAAAUAUUCUGUACUCUGCCCUUGGGUUUUUACGUCCAAGAUGCAUUAUCUUGCACUUAUCCACAUUAAAUGUCAGUUGCCACAACUCUGACCAUUUUUCUAGUUUACCUAAAUCAUUUGCCAUUUGGCUUAUCCCUCCUGGAACAUCAACCAGGUUACAUAUCUUAGUAUCAUGAGCAAAAAGACAUACCUUACCAUCAAGACCUUCUGCAAUAUCACUAAUAAAAAUAUUAAAGAGAAUGGUUCCAAGUACAGAUGCCUGAGGUACCCCACUGGUGACAAGAUCAUGCUUCAAAUAUACUCCAUUUACUACAACCCUCUGUUGCCUGUCACUCAGCCACUGCCUUACCCAUUCAACAGUAUUCAAAUCCAAACAUAAAGAUUGCAGUUUAUUGAUAAGCCUUCUAUGUGCAACAGUGUCAAAGGCCUUACUGAAAUCUAGGUAAGCAAUGUCUACUGCACCACCCUGAUCUAUUAUUUUAGUUACCCAAUCAAAAAGAACAAUAAGAUUAGUUUGGCAUUAUCUCCCUGAAGUAAACCCAUAUUGUCUCUGAUCUUGAAAUCCAUGUGAUUUUAGAUGUUCAUCAAUUCUAUCCUUUAACAUGGUUUCCCAUUACUUUCCCCACUACUGAAGUAAGACUUUGUAACAUAUUCAUCCUCACCUCGUGGUAUUUGCAGUAAUUGCCAUCCUGACAAAUCCGCAAGUGCCGUUCUGCGGCCAUGCAUCAAUGUGUCUGACUCCUGCAGCAUGUUGGUGGAUGCCGGCCUCUUCAGAUCCACACCAAUUUUUAUAACCCCACAUCAGCCCGGUAAUAAUGACGUCGGCGUGCAUGUGACGACACACGGGGGAUAUACACGCACGCUCUGCGGUCAUAGGCCGGGUUCGGCCAAUAGGAGUUAAAGGAGACUUAUUUAAACUCCUUUCUUGCCUUCCCUCAUUGCCCUGUCGUGGUUUCCAUUAGUGGUUGUUUGAGAGUGUGUUCCUGAGCGUUUAUUUCUGGUUAUUGACUUUGGCUUCGUUUUGACUUCCCUGUUUUCUGGUAUCCUUGACUUUUAAUUUUCCCUAAUCAUUGUGUCUUAUUCUGUGUCCUCGACCUUGGCAAGGAUUCUGACUAUUCUCUAGUACGUUAAGUCCGGCCAUUUUAAGGCCUGGUAAUACGUUACCUUUGGUCCUAGGUGUGAUACAGUUCUGCGUGCUGGAUCAACUAGUAAUCCUGACAGGCUUCUUACCCUUUUUUUCUAUGGCUUCAUUUGAGUUAUAUGGAACUGUGUGACUAUCUAUGAGGACUGGCAUUUGCCCUCAAACAAGAUGGCUGCUAAAUGAUUGUAAGCUGGGUACAUGGAGAUCGAUGAAACUGGAAGUGAUGUCACGUACUGGUCCGUUGCAUCACUUCCGGUUUCGGAAUCAAGCGAUGAACAGCUUCAGCUGACUAUAACACAUCUCUUCAAACGAAGAAGAGGAUUGGCGUUUGGAAUACAACAUUAGCCAAUCAAAGGAGGACCUUUGGGUUUAUAUUCCAGACAGACACAGGAAAUCAGCAUCCCGAUCGAUAAAGCUGCAGAAGCGAACCGCGUCUCGGAAGUGGACUAUAUGGUGGACUGGUAUUACUGCACAUUUUAUUAUUAGAUUGUCUGUUGUGUUAAUAAAGUGCCUUUUUUGGUAUACUUUUAUUCACUAGUCCUCUGCUGUUUUUCCUGGAAUCAAGAGGGGGUUGUGCUCUCCUUAAUAGCAUACCUACCUGUAUACCAAGAGCCUAGUAUAAUUGGCUCCUCACAAGGUGAGCAAUUACUUCAUAUCAUAGGGGUAUUUGCAAUUUAAUCUCUUGAUAAUACUGCACAAAGAAGUUUUCUCUUGUCUCUUUCUUUUUUUGGUGAGGAUACUGACCGGACACCAUAAGAAGGUUUUGAUAUUACCUUAAUAUACCUAUGCUGAAGUGAUUUGAGCCUAUCCAUAUGUGGCUCUUAACCAUGUGAGUGUGGUCCCUACUAUCUUCUCAUUUAUGUUACUGGACCUUGAUAUACUUCACCAUUGUGUAUAUCUUUUUAUCAUUUAGGAAUUAUAUUACUGUAUAUUUCCCCAUUGUCUGCCUUUCUUAGCGCUCCACUAAGAGACACCUAUAGUGGUUUGGUCCACCUGGGUUAUCUGUUUUCUUUGUAUUAUAUUUUGUGUGUAAAAUUUGGGGGUAUUUACACGAGUGUGAGCUGCUUUUUCACCUGCAUCCAUUGUCUGGUUUAUCUACUAAGCGCCUUUUAUACACAGAGCACUCUUUUCUGUACUGGCCUAUAGUUGCCUGACUCCUCCCUACUACAUUUCUUGUGAAUGGGCACAACAUUCGCUAACUUCCAAUCUUCUGGGAAUACUCCUGUUAAAGGGAUACUAUAGUCACCAGAACAACUACAGCUUAUUGAAUUUGUUCUGUUGAGUAGAAUCAUUACCUUCAGGCUUUUUUCUGUAAACACUGUCUUUUCAGAGAAAAUGCAGUGUUUACAUUACAGCCUAGUGAUAACUUCACUUCACUCCUCAGAUAGCUGUUAGAGAUUGUUCUUGGGUCAUGGCUGCCUAAAAUGCAUCCAAACUUCAGUGUCUCCUCCCUCUGCAUGCAGACGCUGAACUUUCCUCAAAGAGAUUCAUUGAUUCAAUUCAUCGCAAUGGGGAGAUGCUGAUUGGCCAGGGCUGUGUUUGAAUCAUGCUGGCUCUGCCCUUGAUCUGCCUCUUUGUCAGUCUCAGCCAAUCCUAUGGGGAAGCAUUGUGAUUGGAUCAGGCUACCACGUUUGCUGAUGUCAGCAGACUGCCUGUUUUUGUUUGUUUGUUUUUUUAGGCAAACAGCAUGCAGAUCUACAGCUUCUGGCUUGAUUACAGUAAGAUGCUGCUAUAUUUAUGGAGGCAUGAGGGGCCCAGGGGGGCUCGAUGGUGGUUUUAACACUAUAGGGUCAGGAAUAAAUGUUUGUGUUCCUGACCCUAUAGUGAUCCUUUAACAUUGAUUAGUUAAAUAAAUCUGUUAAUGGUUUUGCUAGUACACCACUAAGCUCUUUAAAUAACUUUGGCUGUAUUCCAUUAGGUCCCGUUGACUUAUUUGUCUUUACUUUUGACAGUUGAAAUAGAACCUCUUCCUCUGUAAACUCACAUGUAACAAAUGACUCAUUUGCCCUUUUUCCUAACUGAGGCCCCUUUCCUUCAUUUUCAUCUGUAAAUACUGAACAAAAAUAUUAAUUGAGGCAGUCAGCUAGACCUUUAUCCUCUUCUACAUACAUUCCUUCUUUUGUUUUUAAUCUAACUAAUCCUUGUUUUACUUUUCUUUUCUCAUUUAUGUAUCUAAAAAAUGUUUUAUCCCCCUUUUUUACUGACUGUGCUAUUUUCUCUUCUGUGUAUGAUUUGGAAGCUCUUAUAACUUGCUUAGCCUCUUUCUGCCUAAUCUUAUAGAUCAUUUUGUCUUCCUCACUUUUUUUUUUUUUUUAUAAUUCCUAAAUGCUAACUUUUUGUUUUUAACUAUUUUGGUCACAUCUGCGGAGUACCACAGUGGUUUCUUGAAUUUUUUGUUUUUACUGACAAGCCUAAUGCAAUUUUCUGUUGCCUUCAAUAGUGCAACUUUUAAAUAAUCCCAUUUCUCUUGGACUUCAUUUAAAUUGCUCUAGUCUGAUAAUGACUCCUCUACCCAUAUUCUAAUUUUAGAAAAGUCUGUUUUUCUAAAGUCUAAAACUUUUGUUUUUGUGUGAUGUGACUCAGUCACUGUUCUUAUAUUAAACCACACUGACUGCUGAUCACUGGAUCCUAAACUUUCACCUACAGUCUCCAAAUCUCCAUUUGUUAACACUAAAUCUAGUAUGGCCUCUUUACAAGUUGGCUCCUCAACACUUGUUUUAGAGGCAAUCCCAGUAGGGAGUUUAGAAUAUGUGUUCUCCUGGCACAAGCAACUAUUUUGGUUUUCCAGUUCAGAGAGAGAGAGAGAGAGGGCCUAGGGCUCAGGAACCUUACACGGAAUCCGGCGCCAUCUUGAGGCCUUGCACCGCCAUCUUGGGAAUGCGACCAGAUCUGGAAAUUUGUACUUGGCACUCUCCCUGACCUUCUCCGCACCGCAAUCUCCAGAAUUUAAGUCCCCAAACCAGCCUCACCCGGUUCAGGACUCCUGGGGGGUGCUGGAGCUGCUCUGGAUCGCUGAAUCAGACUUGGGCCAGGCCCGUCUGCUCACAGGUGAAGAAGCCACUUCUUGUUCCAAUCCACCAUGUUCCCCUGAGCCCUCCAUGACACCUUGUAUUAAGGAAGCAUAGGACUCUCACCACGAGCCCUAUGGAAAGCAUAUAGCAGAGUGAGUAAUGCCUCCCUCGUCAUCUCUGAAGCACUAGCCAUUUUAUUUAAUAAAUGUAAUUUUUACAGGUACUGCCAGAGGAAAGAAACUGCCAGGCUCCAGUAGUCUGGUAAUUUUCCCAGAAUUUCCUGCUUCCAACUGUAUCCAUUUGGUUGCUAUGCCAACCCCUCAGGGGAACAGUCAUGCUCUCCCCUCCCUAUUCGCUCCGGGGGUUGGCCCUUAUAGUGUGUGAUUCAAUAUGUGUAUAUCCCAGGCAAUGUUUAUCUGUGUGUGUCUGUGCAUGCUUAUGUGUCUUUAACCCCCUUAAGGACGGCGGGCGUGCUAUGCCAUCCUUGGGGACGUGGCUCUGAAUGCCGGGGGGCGGCAUAGCACAUCCCUGCCGUCCUUUCUAUUUACCCGGUCACAGACAUACAGACCCACACACUGACAAACAUACACUGACAGACAAACAGAUACGCACACACACAGACACUGAAAGGCAUACAGACUCACGCACAGACACAGAGCGACAGGCAGCCUUAGGCUGUUGGGAGUUAGGGGCUGGCUCCUGCAGCCUUCUCCUCUGUCCACCUGUCUUUUCCAGCCCUGAUCCGCUCCUCACUGCCUCCCCCUACCAUGCGACUCCAUGUCUCUCUAGCUGUCAAUUCCUCCUAUACUGCCAAUAAGAAAAGGGCCCAGUCUCGCUGUUAAAGGACAACAGCAUGAUGGGCUUCCUUAGUGUACGGGCACACGAAAUCCUUUGGCAGGACAUGUGUUGUGCAGGUCUGGACUGAAGCUAAUGCAUUUUAAUUUAUGCCUUAUACAAUGUAAUUGCAAUAUAGACUAAAAUUAAUUAUUGUGAUACAAACUUUCAUAUGAAGAUUAUUUGAAUUCCUUUUGUUGUCUCCACUUAGAUUCCCAUCAAAUUUAAAGAGAAGAACUGAAUGGCUGAAGUAUGUGAACAGAGAUAAUUUCUUCCCUGGACUUCAUACAUUUAUUUGCUCCAAACAUUUUGAAGAAUCUUGUUUUGACAGAACAGGACAAACCGUGCGCUUGAGAGAAAAUGCUGUACCAACAAUUUUUGUUUACCCUGACAACAUGCUGGAAAAGGUAUUAUAGUGACCGCUUCACCUCUGGUUUCAGACUUUGGAUUUUAAACAAACUAUUAGCAAAGCAUUAUGAAUAGUCAUGGACAGUGGGACAAUUAUUAUAGAGUUAUGUGUUUGGACAGUUAUCAGAUUUUAGGAGUGGAAUAAAGAUAACAUUUGUGAUUGUUUAGGGUGCCAAUUCCAUACUUCUAGCAUUGUCUAAGGCAGGGCUUUCCAGUUAUCACCAUGGAACCCUUUGACAUAGUGUAUCAUAGUGGACAGACACACAAACACAUACAAACUCCCUAACAGACACACAUACAAUUUUUUUAUUUUUAUGUUUUACUCCACCCAGCCCCCCCCCCCCACCUUUAGGAGUGCUGGCAUGGAGUCCCUGUGGUCCACUGGGGCUGCUGUGAGGUCAUGUUCCGGCUCCAGCAUCGCUGCUAUGCGCGCAAGGGAGCUGAGCAGGUAGAUCACUGCUCCCUCACCGCAUGCGGCCAUUUUAUUUUUCAAACUUUUGGCGGAACACCAAUUGGGAAACGCUGGUCUAAGGGCACUAGAGAUUUUAAACAAAAUAUAUCUGUUAUAGUCCAUCAUUCAUAACUAAUACGUGCUGUAAAAGUCACCUUUUUAGGAAACAAAUCAGUAUUGGUUCAGAGGUCAUUCUUAGAUCUCUGAUGCUUCUAAAAGGAGGCCAUAAAAACUAAAACUUUUGAAUUUGUGUCUUUAUCAGAGUGAUUGGGUAAUGUUACUUUGUUUUAAUGACUUGGGACCUGAUUGAGAUUUUGUUUUAUUUUCCAGCAUUUCAAGAUUUAUAUACACCCUGUGUAUAUUGACAUAUGUUCAUUAACACUAGUUUUACUGAUAUACGGUAGUUAAUCUUAAAAUAUUUGUGAACUCUUGCAAUUAUCAUAAUCAUUAAUAACAUUACUCUUUCUCUUCAGAUAGCUCAUCAAAAGGCAGCCGAAGAGGAUCUUUUAAUAACAUUAAGCACAGAAACAGACAAGCAGACAAUUCCUUUUGUGGACCACAAUUAUUGCCUUCCAAGCCCUGAAAAAAUCAAAAAGAAAAUCUGCGAACUUGAAAGAAAACUAGAUAUUGCCCACAAAAAAAUAAAAAUAUAUCAACAGCAGGAACGUAGAAUCAAAAGGAAUUCUUCAGAGGAAAAUAGUGUUAGCUGCACAUUAAAUGACCUAACUGGAAUGAAAGGUUCCUGGGGACUACACUGAUGCAUGUAGGGCUAGAUUUUGGAUGAGCCUCUCCUAUUUCUUGUAAAAGAAAUUAUUUUGCUGUGUUGCUUCCCAAUGGCAACAUAUCUAGUGAAAUUCACUCUACAAAUAGUUUUGGAUAAUGUGGACAUGGUGUCUGAAGCAGCAUGUUCAAAGAUCUCAUCAGAUUUUGUAUGUUUAACCUUUAUAUGCUUUCCCUUCAUAAAGAGCUGUUUUUCUCUUUGACUUGUAUACUUACAAUGGGCCGGGUUAUAAAUGUGUGGCCAACAGAAAUAUUGUGAAACGUUCUAUAACCAAACAAAAAAAAGUUAUAAAAAUUAAAAUUAGGCCCUAGUGACAAAGGAAAAACAAGAUUUGUGACACCAUUGCAAAUAUAUGAAACAAAAAAAACCCUGAGAUAUCACAUUGACACAAGUAUUUAGACAAAUAACUCAGUACUUAGUUGAAGCAACUUAGGCAGUGAUUUCAGCUUCUAGCCUUUUUUGGGUAUGAUAAACUUUGUACACCUGGAUUUUGGUAGUUUCUGCCAUGCAUCUCUGCAUAUCCUCUCAAGCUCUUUUAGGUUGGAUGAGGAUCUUCGGUGACCUGUUAUUUUCAGGUCUUUCCAGAUAUGUUUGUUUGGGAUCAACUCUGGGCCACUGAAGGACAUUCACAGGUUUGUCCCUAAGACAUUUUUGGGUUUUCUUGGCUGUGUGUCUAUGAUCAUUGUCUUGUUGGAAGAUGAACCUUCGUCCCAGUCUGAGGUCCUGAGUGCCUCGGACCAGGUUUUUAUUAAAGAUAUCUAUUCUACUUUGAAUUGAGGACAAACAAAUUUAAUCUCCAAUGCAGUCAAUCUUGUUUUUCACAAUCCUUGACUGUUUUUUUUUUUACAAAUUUCAACUAUGCUGUCAUGUGUCUUGCAUUGAGGAGAGACUUCCAUCUGGCCAGUCUGCCAUAAAGGCCAGAUCAUUGGAGUGUUGAAGUGAUUUCUGGACCUCAACUAGAGUGGCCAUCGGUUCUAAGUUUUCUCUCUUACCAAGGCCCAUCUUCCCUGAUUGCUUGGUUUGGCCAGACAUCCUGCUCUUGGAAGUGUCCAGGUUGUCCCGAAAUUCUUCCAUUUAAGAAUUUUGGAGGCCACUGUACAGUUCACUUGACCUCAUUUCUUGUUUUGUUUUGUUUUUUUGCUCAGAUAUACAUUUACAGCAGUGAGAUGUUGUAUAUAAACAUGUGUGCUGGACUUGUACGGAAAUGCGUUUCCAGUGGCACAAGCAAAUUCUAUUUAAAUUUAAAAUUCACAUUGAAUCACUUUAAUGAAUAAUUCUGAAAGUGUAGAAACAUUUAAAUGAUGAUCAAUAGAAACCGGAUGCAUCUGAGCUAAAAUUCAAGCAUCGUAGUAAAGGAUCUGAAUACUUAUGUCAAUGUUAUAUUUGUUUUGUCUUUUUAAAGGACCACUCUAGGCACCAAGACCACUUCAGCUUAAUGAAGUGGUCUGGGUGCCAGGUCCAUCUAGGGUUAACCCAUUUUUUAAUAAACAUAGCAGUUUCAGAGAAACUGCUAUGUUUAUUAAUGGGUUAAGCCUUCCCCCUAAUCCUCUAGUGGCUGUCUCAUUGACAGCCACUAGAGGCGCUUGCGUGCUUCUCAC